Chiroxiphia lanceolata (lance-tailed manakin) is the source of this 2993-nucleotide messenger RNA. Its product is annotated as transmembrane protein 180-like. The coding region runs from base 229 to 1626 and encodes 465 amino acids. The transcript is spliced from 7 exons. The record is from RefSeq and is a predicted model, not a curated record. Lineage: Eukaryota; Metazoa; Chordata; Aves; Passeriformes; Pipridae.
GUGGUGGUCGGCGGCGCUGGGAGCGGCCGAGGGUGGGGAGCGGCUGCUGAAGAGUGUCUGCUGGCUUCGCGGCGGAGCGGGGCCGGCACGGCCCGCGGUGCGGCAGCGCGACUCGGCGUAGGGGAAGCCGGGGCUCAUGUUCGCCCCGCGUUGGGAGCGCUGAGGGGAGAGGCUGUGAGGAGGGGCCCGGCGGGGCGCCCAGGAGGAAGAGAGCUGUACUCUUGGAAGAUGAAGUUUGUUUGGGGGAUUCAUCCUAAUGCUCUGGCAUAUUCCAUGACUACUUUAGGGGCUGGAAUGAUGAACAGUAUCUUUAAUUUCUACUACGUUAAGCUUUUCCUGAACCGAUACAAAAUUUCAGAAGGAGCCUUUAAUCAAGCACAGGUCGUGUUUAUGAUCUGGAACGCCGUCAACGAUCCUCUCUUUGGGUACAUCCAGGACAACUCCAAGCUCCGGUGCUGCGCCAGGCGCCAGUUCUCCAUCCUGUACGGAGCUCCUUUGUACGGGCUGGCCUUCCUGCUCCCCUGGUUUCCCUGGAAGCAGUACGAGGACGGGGACUGGCUCUGUGGUUUCCACCUCGUCGUUGCCUUGUGUGCCUUCGACGGUUUGCUCACGUUCGUGCUCCUGGCGCAGUGUGCGCUCUUUGCCGAGACCUCGACCAGGCACGAGAGCAGGCUCCAGCUCAUCAAGUACAACCAAGUAGCAACACUCAUUGGAGCCACAAGCAUCCUCUUCUGUGGGCUCAUAUCAGAUAACAUGGAGAACUUUGCCUAUUUCCAGGCUUUCACUGUUUUGAUCGCAGCACUGGCGACAGCUUGUAUGUGUUGCACAGGUAAAUACAGCACCAGCCAGUAUGAGCAGAGAGAAAUUCAUGUGGAGAGUGCUAACCUGGAAAACAGCGAGGGAGCUUUCUCCUUGGCCUCAGUGGUUUCAUUGACCAAACAGAUUAUGACAGAGAAGAACUUUUUAUUUUUUGUCACAAUGAACUUCUUCCAAGUCUUCCACCUGGCCUUCUACAGCAAUUUCAUGAUAAUCUUUGCGGAUAAUCUUAUUCCUACGGAUGUCCUUUCUUCCUCAGUCAGAAGUAUCAUGUAUGGAGCAGGUUUUAUUUGUCCUCAGUGCCUCGUUCUUCUCAGUCAUGCUUCGUUGAAGAAGUUUGGUUAUUACAGAGUCAUCUUGUUUUCCUUUUACUAUGAAGGAGUAGCUGCUGCUGUCAUGUUUUUUCUAGGGCAAGAACACUAUUACCUGUUGGCAUUUUAUCUCACAACAAACAUGGUAAUUGCACAAGCCUCCUUUAGUUUGUUCAAUUUGCCUUUGGCAGAUAUUGUUGAUGCAGAUUUAGUAAAGCACAAGCGCAGAGCACCACUUUCCUCUAUGGUUUUUGGUACCAAUGCUUUAUUUACCAAGCCUGCCCAAUCUUUGGCUCCAAUGCUUGUGGUUAAAGUACUAAAUCAAUUUGGAUAUAGGAACCUGAAUAAUGUUGAUCAUCCUGAUGCAAGGACAUUUUUAGAUCUCCAUGAUGCCAUGUUCAACCUGAUCUGCCUGGUUCCACUUUGCAUUGCAGUCAUGCAGGUCCUGACAUGGACUCCCUUUUCCAUCCAGAACAGCCACGUGACAGCUGUACACUAAAUACAUCCCCCUUGGGCAGUGCCUCUUCUGCUCAGCUCAGCCAUAAAAGAGUUUGUAUGAUUUUCAUGUGAAAAAGCAAAAUUGCAAGACAGUUGGAGCUCUUUAUAAGUUGCAUUCAGCCUUAAUGCUGAGCCUACACAGAGUCUUUCCUAGUUUGGUCAUUUUCCUUUAAUGGGUGUUAUCCUUAAUUACUUUAUUUAAAGUAAUUUCUGGUCUAUACUGAUCGCUGUUAACUCACUUGAAGAAUGGAUAUGGCAGAUCAGGUAAAGGAAUCCCAACCCAGCACCUGGAAUUCAAGGGAACUGUAUUUUCUUAAGCUUACUGGUGGAUUAAUUUUGCCAUCCUGGUAAAACAGCAGAUCUCUGGUUAAUCUGGAAGACUCUGGUGUGUCGACAUCCCUCAUGGAUGGCAGGGAGAUGAAGGGAAACAUUUAGAUGGUGUCUGGCUGGCCAAUAUAACACAAAUCUGACAGCUACCACAGGCAGAGGCAAGAGUAAUUAACUUCCCUGUGAAAGUCUGUGUAGGGCUAAAGAAGAAAAAGAUUAAAGUGCUGUUCAUUUUAAUGCUGUUCAUCCAGUGUUGCUGGAUGUGGAAAAAGCUCCAUAAGUCCUCACUGGCUUUCUGAAUAUCUCUUGGUGGUGGAAGGUAGAUGCAGUUUUCUGGCUCUAAAUGGGAAAAUUAUUUUGAAGGUACCAUAUUGUCAGUACUUCAUACAGAAUGUCACGUGGCAAGAACAACAUCAGUGUGUGGGUGUAAUAAUGUCCAGUUAGUUGGAUAAAUCUAAGCACAGACAGUUGUUGAAGUAAACUCUACCUGUUCAGUAAUGUUACAGUGGCAAACUCAUCUGGUAUGUGACAACUGAAGUUAUUUUCUGAUUAAUUCUUACCAAAAUCUUUUUAGUCAACCUUUUAAAUGGAUCCUAUGAUUUUUAUAAAAUAAAGAGUUUUUGACAAAAUUUCAGAAGCAUCAAGUCCUGUCUUUAUUUCCCAGGUUGUAAUGAUAAGACACAUUACCAUGUUUACAAUAUUCCUGUUCAAUAAAUAUUAUUUUUUCCUCGAUAUAUCGAAUGUGUAAUUGGUAGUUUAAGCAUACUAUCAUAGUUUCAUUUUUGUUCUUUGUUUUGCCUGGGCAAAUGUAAUUUUAGAAGCACCUUUCUUAUGGAGUGCCAGUCACUUGAAAGUACAAGAAGAUGCACUGUGGAUCCCAAUUUUAAAGUGCAUCCCAAUUUUAAAUUGUGUAUCCCAGAUUUAAAGUGCUGAGCCAGCUUAUUUCCAAGGCUCUCUACAUUGGAGAAGAAAGGAGUGUAAGACGAGGCCCUGCAUUUUGGUGGACAGUAGCACGACUUAAUGAAAAAGUUUGAGAUUUGA